GGCGAGGGCGGCAGUAGAGCGAGCCGCGCCACAGCUGCCACACCACCGCCACGGCAGUGUCAACACGCGGUCGGAAGUGAACAGGGUUUUCUAGACUCAGCGUCUAUAGGCCCUGGCGAGUCCUCACUGAGACCCACUGUACUGGCUAGCAGCAGUGUUAUACUCGUUUUGUGAUACCCUCCGCGACCACAUGGCGGCGGUAAUCGAGGAGUGCCCGGCGAUGGUGCCACAGCCGGUGCCACCUGUCGCCACCACUGACGACGAGGUGGUCACCAGCGACAGCGAGGCGUCUACCGAGACGGUCACCGUGGAGGGCAGCCUGAAGGCGGGGACGGCGGGGCAGCACACUCGCCUGCCUCCCCAGACCUGCAUGCCCCCCGAGCUGGCCGCCAAGCUGGAGCGUCAGGACUCCGACGACAGCGUGGUCAGCAUGGAGGAGGGCAUCCAGGCAGACUCCGGGCCCGAGACGGGUGACUCAGGGGAGAGCAGCCAAGGUAGCAGCGGGGAGCUGGAGCACCGCUCGGAGCGCUCCUCCAGCGUGGUGUCUGAUGGCAGCGAGGAGGGCGGGAGGGACUCGGGCAUCGAGGCGGAGCGGGAGCCCGACAUGGUGGUGCCCGACGAGGACCUGAUGGGACGCAUCGUCGCCCAGGUCGAGUUCUACUUCAGCGACGCCAACGUGGCCAAGGACAAGUUCUUGCUGAAACACAUUAGGCGGAACAAGGAGGGUUACGUGUCCCUCAAGCUGGUAUCCUCCUUCAAGAAGGUGAAGCAGCUCACCAAGGACUGGCGGGUGGUGUCCUACUCGCUCAAAAAGUCCUCAAAGAUCCAGAUCAACGACCUGGGCACCAAGAUCCGUCGGGUGGACCCCCUACCUGACCUGGAGGAGGUGCCCGUCACCUGCGCCGUGCUGGCCCUGGCGCUGCCCCUCAGCAAGCCCAGCAUCCAGUCAGUGUCUGAGCUAUUCUCAUCAUGCGGCGACAUCGCCUUCAUCCGUGUGGUGCGCGCGGGCACCGCCAUCCCGCAGGACCUCAAGGGGCUCGCCGCCAAGCACGCCGCCCUCACCGAGACCCACUGUGCCUGGAUAGAGUUCGAGACACCCGAGGCUGCCAAGGCCGCCACGGAGAUGACCAAGGAGGACGGUCUCAAGGUCGUGCCGAUCCUGCCCGAGGCCCAGAAGAAGCCCGAGAAGACCCAGCAGCAGAAGAGUUCUCAGCCUAACAGCCGCAAGAACAGCGUGUCCAGCAACUCUGGAUACGGCAGUCCCGUCAAGGGCCCUCCGAGCCGCAAGAACAGCUUCGUCAACAACAAGAGCCGCAAGGACAGCGGCCUUGGCCCCGACGUGGAGGUCCCCAUGCAACCCAUGCCCCGCUUCCCCCGCCGCAAGUGUCUCUCACUGCCACAGACACAGUCCCCGAAUCUGAAAGAGCUAUCGGCUGUGGUGGAGGCCCGCAGGAACAGGCCCAAGAGUAAAUCUUGCACCGAGUUCCAGCUGGGGUCACCGCCCCCCACCUCAUGGGUGCAACGUAACCUACUGGCGGCCGCCGCGGCGUCUGCUGCCUCAGCUGCCUCCCCCGUGGUGGGAUCGAGACCCCCAUUCCGUCCAAACCGUGUUUCCCAGGGCUCUCUGCCCGUCCCUGAAGGAGUACUCAGGUUCCCCAAGGGUCCGGACGGCUCCAAGGGCUUCAGUUCUGGAGCACGGCGCCGCACCACCAGCACGGAGGAGGCUGCUCCUGCCCCGACCCCGGCCCCAGCCCCAGCUAGCCCUGCUACCCCUACCGGCGACACCGGCAACAGCAAACCCUCCCCUCCCCCCGCCUCCAAUGACAGCCCGACUCCAGCCCCUGCCCCCACCCCCGCCCCCUCCUCCAACACAAACACCGGCAUCACAUCUGACACCACCACCUCCUCCACCGCCAACAAGAGCGAAAGCAGCAGCAGCAGCAGUGAAAACAGCAGCAGCAGCAGCAGUGAAAACAGCAGCAGCAGCCGCAGUGAUAAAAGCAGCAGCUGCAGUGACGGCAGCUAGAGCGACGGCGACCUGACGAGGACGGCGGCGUGAGGGCCGGGCGCCGUCGUCCCACCGCACCGGCGCCACCUCUCCUUCCCUCCCUAUCCGCGCCGUGCCCGCCCCUGUCUCACGUUCACCCUCGCUUGGGCACGGCCGCGCCCCGCCCCUCACCGCCUGCCUUGCAUCUCCUGACGGAGUCGGAGCCGCGGGGAGCGGGGGGACGCCUUGCUGGUGAUGGGUCUCGCUGGCUAUUGGUGGAUGUCUUCUCACCUUUCAACAAUUUUUUACGAUAUUUUUGUAUAUAUGCAAUAUUUAUACGACGAGUCUCUGUACAUACUGGCUUUUCUCAUUAUUUAUUUAUACUUCUAUUCUUAAGGUGAAAUAGAACGACUUUUAUAGAAA
Eriocheir sinensis (Chinese mitten crab) is the source of this 2410-nucleotide messenger RNA. RefSeq names its product la-related protein 6-like. The transcript has a single exon. Lineage: Eukaryota; Metazoa; Arthropoda; Malacostraca; Decapoda; Varunidae. The record is from RefSeq and is a predicted model, not a curated record. Gene Ontology annotation, cellular component: nucleus. Bases 191 to 2026 code for a protein of 611 amino acids. Gene Ontology annotation, biological process: RNA processing. Gene Ontology annotation, molecular function: mRNA binding.